Messenger RNA from Emiliania huxleyi CCMP1516, 1455 nucleotides. RefSeq lists its product as hypothetical. NCBI's taxonomy places the organism in Eukaryota, Haptophyta, Isochrysidales, Noelaerhabdaceae. Gene Ontology annotation, molecular function: fucosyltransferase activity. Bases 1 to 1455 code for a protein of 484 amino acids. The transcript is spliced from 5 exons. Gene Ontology annotation, cellular component: membrane. The record is from RefSeq and is a predicted model, not a curated record.
AUGCUCCCUCUCAUCGCCCAGGGCAGAGACGAUCCAGCUGCCGUGACCAUCGCAAGUCAUGGCAACGCAGGAGCAGCGGGAACGUGCGGCUCGGAUCCCAUCCAAGGGCGGGUGAUCUAUAUUGACCCGGAAGCCUUCUCCUUUAGCGUAAACGUCGCUAGCCCUCGCAACGUGCUGUACCUCGGCCCUCGCAACGUAUCGGAGCUAGCCAUUCUAGCAACGCGGAUGCGCUCCCACUUGAAUUUGCACGGCGCGCGCACUAUCGCAGUGCUGGACUUUGCUGCGACCGUUGGAGGGCUACUUGUGCGCAAUCCUGUCGCUGCAUCUGCAUCGUUUCUCGCCUACGCGAGCUCCCACUGCGUCCGCGUAAGAGAGCAAGCCUACAACAAGCUCGUGGAGAUGGCUGUGGCAGCUGGGACUGAGAGCAGCAACGUUCGCGACUACAUGACGGAAAAGCUUCUGGUUGCUUUCGCAUCUGGCGCCGUUCCCGUAUACUGGGGCAGCGGGGGCGCUGUGUUUGAGAUAUUUGACAACCGCACCUUCUUAUACAUCGAUCCGGCCGAUCCCCGCCCAACUUUUCAGCGCAUGCAAAGCCUAAACAAGAACUACUCUGCUUUCAAGUACAUGGCCAGUCUUCCUGUCUUUCGAGAAGGAGCGGUCGACAGAUACUUCUCGUUGUUUCCAUCAUACCCACUCGGAGGGAGCGGCGGGCUGGGACUGGCUGCAACAGUGCUCGUCCACUUCAGCGUGCUGCGGCGCAUGGACAGCCAAGGUGGAGCGGAGCUUUGCGGCCUUGACUCUCAGGAUGACGAAGCCGAAGCCGAAGCGGCUGCAAGGGCGAGCAAAAGCGCCGCAGGCUUACGAGUCUCACUGGCCUUCCUGGAGUUGCCUAAGGACUGCCUCGUGUACUCUGUCGGCUCGAAUGGUGAGUCUUCCUUCGAGUUGGCGGUGAAGAAGCGCUGGCCGGCAUGUGAGGUGUAUACAAUGGACCCAACACUGAACGCAGUGCGGCGCGAGAAGGCUGCUGUGCUUGAGGCCGCGGGUCAUCUCAAGGUCGUUGACAUCGGUCUUGCUGGCGCGAACGGCACCAUCACCCUUGGAGGCAGGCAGUUCCCUGUGCUCACACUGGAGUCGCACGUCGAGAUGCUCGGUCACAGAAACCGCCGAAUCGACGUUCUCAAGGUCGACAUUGAGGGAUACGAAUACGAAGCCUUUGCCUCGCUCCAGCCGGGGCUCUUGGACAAGGUGGACCAGCUCCAGAUUGAGCUGCACGGGAGCAGUGACGAGAAAAUCGACAGCUUGAUCGCAGCAGUGCACGCAGCUGGCUUUUUGAUGUUCAACAAAGAGCCAAAUGUCCUCGGUUAUCUCUUGGGCGGAGCGUGCGAGGAGUUCAGCUUUAUUGGUGCCGCUCACGCGUUCCACUCUUUUCGCGCGUCUCAUCCCAGUUGCCGAUAA